UUUUUGUACUACCUAUCAUGGCUCACGCGGCCUCCCAAUUGAAGAAGAAUCGGGGGGAAGUGGAUGUGAAUGCAUUAGAGGACGAGAAGGAGAAGCGGAGGAAGAGCAGGAGAGCAGCGUCCCGGGAACAAAAGAGAAAGUCUGACAGUAAUGCAAGUUACCUGCGAGCUGCCCGGGCAGGAAACCUUGAAAAGGUCCUCGACUACCUCAAGUCUGGGGUUGAGAUCAACAUUUGCAAUCAGAAUGGUCUAAACGCUCUCCAUCUAGCCUCCAAGGAGGGGCAUGUAGAGGUUGUUGCUGAGCUGCUGAAGCUCGAAGCCGCUGUGGAUGCAGCCACUAAGAAAGGAAACACUGCUCUGCACAUAGCCUCUCUGGCCGGCCAAACGGAAGUCGUCAAAGAGCUGGUCACUAAUGGAGCCAAUGUCAACGCACAAUCUCAGAAUGGCUUCACCCCUCUGUACAUGGCAGCCCAGGAGAACCACCUUGAGGUGGUGCGGUUCCUUCUGGAGAACAGCGCCAGCCAGAGUAUGGCCACUGAGGAUGGCUUCACCCCUCUGGCAGUGGCGCUACAGCAGGGCCAUGACCAGGUCGUCUCCCUGCUUUUGGAGAACGAUACAAAGGGCAAGGUACGACUACCUGCCCUGCACAUCGCUGCCCGCAAGGACGACACCAAGGCCGCGGCCCUGCUCCUACAGAACGACCACAACGCUGACGUUGAGUCCAAGAGUGGUUUCACCCCCUUACACAUCGCCGCUCACUAUGGCAACAUAAACGUGGCCACGCUACUGCUGAACAGAGGGGCAGCUGUGGACUUCAUGGCUCGGAAUGACAUCACACCGCUACAUGUGGCAUCAAAACGGGGAAACAGCAACAUGGUCAAGUUGUUGCUGGACAGAGGGUCCAAAAUCGAUGCAAAGACCAAGGACGGGCUAACACCUCUUCACUGUGGCGCGAGGAGCGGGCACGAGCAGGUGGUAGAGAUCCUACUAGACCGAGGAGCUCCUUUCCUGUCCAAGACCAAGAACGGCCUGUCUCCGCUCCACAUGGCCACUCAGGGGGACCACCUGAACUGUGUCCAGUUCCUGCUCCAGCAUGACGUCCCAGUGGAUGACGUUACCAAUGACUACCUGACGGCGCUGCACGUCGCCGCUCACUGUGGUCACUACAAGGUGGCAAAGCUCAUCGUGGACAAGAAGGCCAACCCUAACGCCAAGGCUCUGAAUGGUUUCACGCCGCUUCACAUUGCCUGCAAGAAGAACAGAGUGAAAGUGAUGGAGCUUCUUCUAAAACAUGGGGCGUCUAUCCAGGCUGUCACUGAGUCUGGCCUGACGCCGAUCCAUGUUGCAGCCUUCAUGGGUCAUGAGAACAUUGUCCAUGCACUGACGCAACACGGCGCCUCACCCAACACAACCAACGUGCGAGGUGAGACGGCUCUCCACAUGGCAGCGAGGGCAGGCCAGGCAGACGUAGUCCGAUACCUGCUUAAGAACGGAGCCAAGGUGGAGACCAAGUCCAAGGACGACCAGACAGCGUUGCACAUCUCCAGUCGGCUGGGCAAAGUCGACAUCGUACAACAGCUGCUGCAGUGCGGCGCCUCUGCCAACGCUGCCACCACCUCAGGCUACACCCCCCUACACCUGGCUGCCCGGGAAGGACACCAGGAUGUUGCUGCCAUGUUGCUAGAGAACGGGGCCUCGCUCUCUUCUUCCACUAAGAAAGGGUUCAGCCCCCUGCAUGUGGCAGCAAAGUACGGCAAGAUGGAGGUAGCCAGUCUCCUCUUACAGAAAAGGGCUUCGCCUGAUGCUGCAGGAAAGAGCGGGCUAACUCCACUGCAUGUAGCCGCUCACUACGAUAAUCAGAGAGUGGCUCUGCUGCUGCUGGAUCAGGGAGCUUCUCCACAUGCUGCCGCCAAGAAUGGCUACACACCACUCCACAUUGCUGCCAAAAAGAACCAAAUGGACAUUGGGACCACACUGCUGGAGUACGGCGCCGACACCAAUGCUGUCACGCGGCAAGGCAUCAGCCCCAUUCAUCUGGCGGCACAGGAGGGCAGCGUGGACCUGGUGUCACUGCUCCUGACCAAGAACGCUAACGUUAACGUGUGCAAUAAGAGCGGACUUACACCACUCCACUUGGCAGCUCAGGAGGACAAGAUCAAUGUUGCAGAAGUCCUUCUCAACCACGGGGCUGAUGUCAACCCACAAACUAAAAUUGGUUACACACCUCUGCACGUGGCCUGUCACUAUGGUAACGCAAAGAUGGCAAACUUCCUGCUGCAGAAUCAUGCCAGGAUAAAUGGCAAAACAAAGAACGGGUACACUCCUCUCCAUCAGGCGGCUCAGCAGGGCCACACCCACAUCAUCAACCUGCUGCUUCAGCACGGGGCCUCGGCCAACGAACUCACUGUGAACGGGAACACUGCCCUGUCCAUCGCCUGCCGUUUAGGGUACAUCUCCGUGGUGGACACUUUGAGGCCAGUGACGGAUGAAAACCUGACCUCCAUGAGUGCGUCAGAGAAACACAAAAUCAACGUCCCAGAGACCAUGAACGAGUUCCUCGACAUGUCAGACGAUGAAGUCCGGGCCAAUGUGCCGGAAACUCUCAAUGAGGAGUCUUUUUCAGAUGGUGAUGAAGGUGAGGAUGCAAUGACUGGGGACACGGACAAAUACCUGCGGCCUCAGGACCUCAAAGAGCUGGGGGACGACUCUCUCCCUCAGGAGGGGUACAUGGGUUUCAGCAUUGGAGCCCGUUCAGCCAGCCCUAGAAUCAGCCUCCGCUCCUUCAGUUCGGAUAGGUCCAACACACUCAACCGGAGCUCCUUCGCUCGGGACAGUAUGAUGAUUGAGGAGAUUCUGGCCCCCACAAAGGACACGCUUCAGAGUGUCUGUAAAGACAUCUCCUACUUGGUUGACCCCCUCAAUAAGCACCUGGCUGUGACCAGAGACUACAGCGCCGAGUGUAUGCGACGCUACAGCUGGACACCAGACACUAUGGACCACAGCCACAACACUGUGUCCAGCCCCAUUCACUCUGGCCUCUCCUCCCCGCUCCCUCAGUAUGACUCCAGGUUCUUGGUCAGCUUCAUGGUGGAUGCCCGUGGCGGUUCCAUGAGAGGCAGCCGCCACAAUGGCAUGCGCAUCAUCAUCCCUCCCAGGAAGUGCACGGCACCCACACGUAUCACCUGCCGCCUGGCCAAAAGGCACAAGCUGGCCUACCCCCCUCCUAUGGUGGAGGGAGAAGGGCUGGUGAGCCGUCUGGUGGAGGUCGGACCUGCUGGGGCUCAGUUCCUAGGUCCUGUGAUUGUGGAGAUCCCCCAUUUUGGUUCCAUGCGGGGUAAAGAGAGGGAACUGAUUGUGUUACGGAGUGAAAAUGGGGACACGUGGAAGGAGCACCAGCCAGACGCCAGACCAGAAGACCUCAUUGAUCUGCUGGCUGGAAUGGAAGAAGAGCUGGACAGUCCUGUUGAGCUCGAGAAGAAGCGCAUUUGCCGCAUCGUCACCAGAGAUUUCCCUCAGUAUUUUGCUGUGGUGUCGCGGAUCAAGCAGGAGUCGAACCACGUGGGUCCUGACGGGGGUCUCCUGUCCAGCAGCACCGUGCCCAUGGUCCAGGCCUCUUUCCCACAGGGGGCGCUCACCAAGAGGAUUCGUGUUGGCCUGCAGGCCCAGCCUGUGCCCGAUGACCUGGCACGGGCAGUUCUUGGGAACAGGGCAACCUUCAGCCCCAUUGUUACUGUCGAGCCCAGGAGGCGGAAGUUCCACAAGCCCAUCACCAUGACGAUCCCUGUCCCACCUCGAUCGGCAGAAGGCCACCGCGGGGACUCUGCACCCUGCCUGCGUCUGCUCUGCAGCAUCACAGGAGGGAUGUCUCCUGCUCAGUGGGAGGACAUCACAGGGACCACACCGCUGUCCUUUGUAACUGACUGCGUCUCCUUCACCACAAAUGUGUCGGCCAGGUUCUGGCUCGCAGACUGUCACCAGAUUCCUGAGACGGUGAGUUUAGCGUCUCAGUUAUACCGGGAGCUGAUCUGCGUGCCGUACCUGGCCAAGUUUGUGGUUUUCGCCAAGAUGAACGACCCUGUUGAGGCUCGGCUGCGCUGCUUCUGCAUGACCGACGACAAGGUGGACAAAACCCUCGAGCAGCAGGAGAACUUUGAGGAAGUGGCACGCAGCAAAGACAUUGAGGUUCUGGAGGGCAAGCCUAUCCAUGUGGACUGCUAUGGCAACCUGUCUCCUCUCACUAAAAGUGGGCAGCAGCUGGUUUUUAACUUCUACUCUUUCAAGGAAAACAGACUUCCAUUCAAUGUGAAGAUCAGAGAUAUGGGCCAGGAGCCAUGUGGCCGUCUCUCCUUCCUGAGAGAGCCAAAAUCCAGCAAAGGCCUUCCACAGACUGCCAUAUGCAAUUUGAAUAUCACACUGCCAACACACAAGAAGGAUAUGGAGUCUGAUCCUGAUGAUGAGACUGAAAAGCCAGAACGACGCCAUACCUUUGCCUCCUUAGCUUUGCGUAAGCGCUACAGCUAUUUGACCGACCCAGCAGCGAAAACUACUGAUCGAAGCUCGCCGAGAACACAGCCUUCUAGCUACCCUCACAAACCUGUCUUUUCAACGAGAUCUUAUCAGGCGUGGACGCCUGUUCCUGUCGCCGUCCCUGGUCAAGCCAAGUCUGGUUUUGGCUCCCUCUCCAGUUCGUCAUCCAACACGCCCUCUGCCUCUCCAUUAAAAUCGGUCUGGUCCAUCAACUCUGCCUCCCCAAUCAAGACCAACAUCCCUGGAUCCCCCGCCUCCUCUGUAAAGUCAGUUAGUGACAUGGCAUCUCCCAUUCGAACUUACAGAACUAUCUCUUCUCCUAUAAAAACUGUAGUCCAACAAACGCAGUAUCCAGGGCAGGCCACCCCCAGUCCCCUGGCCUCACCAUGCAAAAGUGUCCCAGAUCCUAUGUCUAUGAAAGGUCUAGCAGCAUAUUCUGCCAGGACCUCCCCUAUUACUGUCUCGGGAGGGGGAAGCACACUUCUUGAGAGAGCAUCCAUAGGCAUGACCCCACCAUCUUCUCCAAAAUCUUCUCUAAGUAUGUUCAGUUCACCUCUGUCAUACAAAACUGUUAUGGGGGCAUCUAGCAGCACUGCAUCUUCUUCCUCCCCCAUAAAAACAGUCCCUGGUCUCUCCUCUGUGCGUUCUUUUGCCGCUGAAGUCACUGGUCCUGCAAGGAACCUGUUCUCCUCAUUUUCAUCACCACAGAAAUCCAACACAGCUCCAAGUGCUGCAGCUCUGAUCAAUGGAACUGUAUCACCUACACAGUACCGCUCUUCUUCCCCAAAUUCUCUUCUCGCAAGUAGUCUGCAAGAAAGAAUACAAGCAACUACCAAUGCUGCAACUACAAGUGUCAAUGCAGCCUUUGAUGAGGUGGAGAAAACUUUUAAUUCUUGUUCUGCAGGCUAUGGCACCUUGAAGUCCAUGUCUUCUUCAGCAUCUUCCUCCUAUCAGUCCUUUAGAUCAUCAGCUUCUAAUUCCCUUUACCCCUCUCUCAGAUCCCCCCCUAAUGCCACCACUGCUGUAACAUCCAGUACAAUGACUGUUCCAGUGUACUCUGUUAUUAAUGUGCUGCCAGAGCCCCAGUUCAAAAAGCUACCUGAGGUGUCCAAGUCAGCUGCUGCCCUUUUGUCCCCACGGAAGACUGUGCCGGCUGAGGUGAAUGCUCAGUUGCAGUCUUCCUUUGCCAAAACUCUUUCCCCUAUCAAAACCCCUCUUUUUUCUGCUGGCCUGAAAUCCAACACCACAUCACCACUUUCAUCUAGCCAAGAGAUUCUAAAGGAUGUGGCUGAAAUGAAAGAGGACUUGAUACGAAUGUCUGCUAUUUUGCAGACAGACCCAAACUCCACAGCCAACAAAGGACUUCAGUCAGAUUCUCCAAGAGAGGCGAAGAUAGAGGACGAGGAACCAUAUAGGAUUGUUGAGAAAGUAAAACAAGAUUUGGUCAAAGUGAGUGAAAUACUUACUAAAGAUGCUGGGAAGGAUGGUAGAGUUUCCCUGACAAGAGGUUCUUUGGAUGACAUACACUUCUCAAAAGUACAAGUUGAACAACCACCAAGCAACUGGAGCUAUCCGCCAAGAUAUGAGACUGUGGUUCCUCAAGCUAAAUCAAAAACAAUACCAGAUAGAGAUUUCAAUCUUUCCAAAGUUGUUGACUACCUGGUCAAUGAUGUUGGUAGCAGCUCUUUCUCCAAAAUGCAUGACACAAAGCCUAAAGCAGAUGAGGGUAAAAGAGAAGGGGAGGGCAAGGACAAGCAAAAACGCAUCCUAAAACCCACUAUAGCAGUUCAGGAGCACAAGCUCAAAAUGCCUCCAACAACCAUGCGCUCUUCAGCUUCAGACAAAGAGAUCAAUAAAGUAGCAGAUGCACUUUUUGGAGCGGACACUGUGCUAGAAUCUCCUGAUGAUAUCUCACAUGAACAGGAUAAAAGUCCCCUCUCAGACAGUGGCUUUGAGACCAGGAGUGAAAGGACACCUUCUGCCCCUCCAAGUGCAGAAGGCAUGGGCCCCAAGGCCCUUUUUCAGGAUAUCCCAGUUCCCCCUGUGAUCACUGAGACAAGGACUGAAGUUGUUCAUGUUAUCAGGAGUUAUGAGACCCCAGAGGAUAACAAACAACCUGCAAUGGAAGAUGCAAAUUCUGUCAGAUAUAUUGAUUCAGAAUCUAAAAGCCACCUGAAUCAGACUCAAUCAAGCCCAGAACAGAAUAAAUGCUAUUCAAUAAAAGUUAGCCCUGAUGAUGAUCCAAUGGGAAAAGGGAUGAGGGUAAAAGAAGAGACGCACAUUACAACUACCACCAGGAUGGUGUACCACAAACAAUCUGCCAAGGAAGCUGCAUCGGAGAGGUGUGAAGAGACUAUGUCUGUGCAUGACAUAAUGAAAGCUUUUCAGUCUGGCAAGGACCCUUCUAGAGAACUUGCUGGACUGUUUGAGCACAAGUCUGGCAAAGAGGAAACAUCGCAAAGAGUUCUCGAAGACAUCAACUCCAAACCUAAGGUUGAAAGAAUAAUUGAGGUUCAUAUUGAAAAAGGCAAUAAAACAGACCCAACAGAGGUCAUAAUCAGAGAGACUAAAAACCAUGCAGAGAAGGAAAUGUAUUACUACCCAGGGAAUAGACAGGACGAGGAGGAGCCUGAGGAAUCUCUUCCAGUAUACCUUGACUCUCCCAGAAUGAGCACACCUAUGGAGGAAGAAAGUCGCCCCAGUUCAGCCCAACUCAUGGCAGAUGACUCUUACAAGACAUUAAAGCUACUGAGCCAGCAAUCUGUAGAGUACAAUGAGGAUGAAUCGUCAGAACUAAGGGGAGAAUCUUAUAAUUUUGCAGAGAAAAUGCUACUGUCUGAGAAAUUUGACCAGUCUCAUUCCGACACAGAGGAAUAUCUGAGAGAUAGGUCUCGCUUCCAUUCACCAGACAGAAGUAGUCACAGUGAGGGUAGAUCAGUUGGGCCAAGGACAGAGUAUGUUUUUAGGUCAUCAAGAAAUGUUUUUGACAAAUCUGGAAGAAUGGCAAAUGUUGAUGAUAACUUUGACAAACUGACACUCCUACAGUACUCUUCUGAGCCUGGUAGCCCAAAGCAGUCUGUUUGGAUGCGUGUGUCUGAUGAUGCUCAGAGUAAGGACAGAGGACAGCUUAUGUAUGAGGACAGGGUGGACAGGACUGUAAAAGAGGCAGAGGAAAAGCUCAGUGAGGUGUCCCAGUUCUUUCGUGAUAAAACAGAACAACUCAAUGAUGAGCUCUCAUCUCCAGAGAAGAAAUCUCGCAGACCAGACUUCAGGGAAUCCCGAUCAGGGCCCAGUUCCACACACAGCAGCCCAGAGAGGUCAGCUUAUAGAAAUGGGGGUAGUGGAGAGGAAUGGAGCAGAGAAAGGCUACGAGACAGGUUCAGCUCCAGCGAUAGAAAAUGUGCAAGCUUACCCAGCAGUCCAGAGAGGAGAGUAUUGCUGCAAUACACUGAUUCAGAACGAAGACAGCAAGAUGAUAAAUCAAAAGGAAGCACAGGUGAAAGCCCUAAGCCUUUUCAAAUGUCUUCUUCUAAAGUGAGUGCAGUAAGACUAAAGUUUGAGCAAGAGGCUCAAAGGCAAGAAAGGAGUCAUCAAGCUGGCCAAAAUUCAAAUCCGCCCAUCAGGAAGCUCCAGGAAAGUAAGCUGCCCGUCUAUCAGGUGUUUUCUGGUUCAAGCACCCCAAAAACACCAGAUAGUCCAGGAAACCAGAGGAGAUGUCUAGAUAGCCAAUCCAAUAAGUUCUCACCGAAGCACGAGACCACUAAAACAGAUCAGGAUGAUAAAAAGUUAUUUAAAGCAUGGGAGGGCCAAGAUUACGGGAACUUUAAAUCUCAAUCCCCUAAAAUAUCACAACCUCUAAUUAAUGAUGGCAAUACCAGUGAUCCCCAAAGACAAGAAACCACCAAGAAAAUAAUCUACACAGAAUUCAUUGUCCGAGAAAAUCCAAAUAGUAAUGAUAGUCUAAAAAAAAACUCGGAAUCGCAAAUACCUGUAAGAAAGCCAUCUAAUUUCUCAGAAAAUCACAAAUCCACCACUUUAAAAUUAGAUGCCUCUGUUGAACCAUAUGAGAGGACUGGGUCCCAUAUACCUACUUUAGCUAAAGGUCGCUUACACAGUAGCUCUGAUUCCAACAAGUCAACUUGGGGAUCAUCAGUAGGAAAAUCCUCAGACUCUUCAGACGGUAGUGUGUCAAAUGUAGUGUGUAAUGGUGUUGAUAGUGACCAGAUAGAGUAUUUUGAAGAAGUAACUCCUGUUGUUGUUACAGAGGGAUUCAAAGAUAUCAAACCUUUACCUGUGUAUGUUAGCAUCCAAGUAGGAAAGCAAUUUGAGAAAGAAACAGCUUCGGGGCAGCUUGGAACCUACAAAAAGAUAGUUAGUCAUGAGAGUAGGACAGUGCAUGAGACUAGGGGUGCUUUUUACACUGUCAAGCAAAAACAGUCUCCAUCUCCUCAAGGAAGUCCAGAAGAUGACACUCUAGAACAAGUGACUUUCAUGGACAGCUCUGGGAAAAGUCCUGUGACCCCUGAGACCCCCAGCUCAGAGGAAGUAAGUCUGACCUCAAGAACACCAGACUCUGUGAUAGGUUUCAUGCCUGGCAUGCCAAGCCCUAUCCUCGAAGAGUCUGAGGAGGAAGAAGGGAAAACCUUCAUCUACAAGGAGCCCUCAAAAGAAAAACCCAAGCCAGCGUCCUCAGGGAAUCACAGUAAAAAACAGGAUGCACAGAGACCAAAGUCAAAGGAGAAAAGAGUGGCUUAUAUAGAGUUUCCUCCUCCACCUCCUUUAGAGACAGAGCAGUCCGACCCUGAUAAAAGGGGUUCAUGUGCUUCUUCCGAGGCAGAGACUGAGAUGAUAGAGGUGAACCUUCAAGAGGAGCAUGAUAGGCAUCUCCUUGCUGAGCCAAUCAUAAGGGUCCAGCCUCCAUCCCCUAUCCCCCCUGGAGCUGAUAACAGCGACUCUAGUGAUGAUGAAUCUGUUUUCCAUCCCAUUCCAAUCAAGAAGUACACAUUCAAAAUGAAAGAGGAGGGAGAAAAAGGGCAAAAACAAAAUAGAUCAGAGAGAGAUGCAAAUGACAAAGAUCCCGGACUCAAUGGUGUUGUAAAGGGGGAUGAUGCUGACUUAGAACAAAAUGGCAAUGACCAGUCAAUUACUGACUGUUCCAUAGCAACCACUGCUGAGUUCUCCCAUGACACAGAUGCAACUGAAGUAGACUCUUUAGAUGGGUAUGACCUGCAGGAUGAGGAUGAUGGACUGAGCGAGGACCCUAAAACUUCUAGUCUUUCCAAUGAUGGAAAACCAACUGACCGCUCAUUUAGCCAGUCAAAGCUUGAAGUGAUAGAGGAAGAGAAAUGUGAAGAAGGUGGCGAGAAUGGCAAGACUAAAACAAGCACAUCCUCAGCGAAAAGCAGUGGAGAUGAAAAGGAUUAUACCCUUGAAGGAAGACAUCCAGAUAGGCUGAGCUUUGGAGAAAACUACUUUGGCUACCAACUAGAAGAAGAGCUAAAUUCAACCUUUAAAACUGUUGCCACCAAAGGCCUGGACUUUGACCCCUGGUCAACCAAAGGAGGUGAAAGUGAUGGAGUUUUUGAUUCAAAGGCAAAAGAUGGACCAAAGCCCUUUGGUUUAUCGGUGGACGACAAAUCCCAGGCUACAACUCCUGACACAACUCCUGCUCGAACACCGACUGAUGAGAGCACACCGACUAGUGAGCCUAACCCCUUCCCUUUCCACGAAGGGAAGAUGUUUGAGAUGACCCGCAGUGGUGCUAUUGACAUGAGCAAGCGGGACUUUGUUGAAGAGAGGCUUCAGUUUUUCCAGAUUGGUGAGCAUUCCUCUGACCCAAAAACAGGGGAAAAGGGGAGAGGGGGCAAGGUCCUGGGGGUAAUUUCCUCUCAGUCAAAAACAGGGGCCGCAGUAGAUGGGAUGGUGAAUGUUAUAGAUACAACCACAGACAGCAGCACUACACCAACAACACCAGCAGCAUCAGCAGCAAAAUGCGGCCCUGCACAGCCCGGCAGUGACACUGGCCAUACUGGUACCGAUGCCCCAACCUGUGAAGCCAUAGCUGAGACCGCCUCUUCUUGCACAAUCACAGCCUCUAAGGUUGAUCCCAAAUUACGCACUCCAAUUAAGAUGGGCAUAGCUGCCUCUAUUACUGUGAAAAAAGACUCGGGGGAUCUCACCGAUUGUAAAGCUGAGAUUUCGGAGGGUCAGAUGGUGCCAGAAUAUAUCAGUAUAGAGGGUCAGUGUACAGAGAGCCAGUCCAUCAGACAUUCUGAGUCCAAGCUAGAAAGAAGAGAUUACCCUUCUGAAAACUGCAACAACAACAACAACCUCGAGUCCUCCAGCGUUCAGGCCAACUACAUCCAAUGUGGUAGUGUGGUGUUUAAUUUGCAGUCCUCCUCUGAGCCCACUCUUCAGAAGGCCAGCAGGAUAGAAACAUUGUGCUGUAGGGAUUUAGAAGAGAGAGUGGAAGUUCACAAAAGCAAUCAAGUGCAAGAGCAGAUAAGCGAAACAGUUAAAGAAAGUGAAGUGAAGCAGCCGAAGUCUAGGCUUCCAGUCAAAGCGUCAGGGUGGUCUUUUCACACACAGGGAACAGCCAUAGGCAAACAUAAACACAAACAGGCAGUGACGGUUGAAGUACGGAAAAGAGGAGAGCCAGCCAUAGCAAAAGUAGAGCCCAGGUCUAGAAUACCAAUCAAGGAUGUUAAAAAGAGUAGUCCCGCUACUACGGCUAGUUCACUUGGUUCACUCCGGGUUACCUCACAGCCAACAAGGGCAUUGGACAGAGACAGAGCAGCCAUAAAGUUACCCUCAAGGCUACCGCCUAAGGACAGGAAUCAGGCCAGUAGCGUUACAGGUAGACAGGACAGACAGGAGAACCCCAGUGAGGUUUGUAAGCGCACCAUUGAGUACUUUAAAAGCAUUAGCGGGGAGACGCUAAAGUUGGUGGACCGCCUGUCAGACGAGGAGAAAAAGGCGCAGACAGAGCAGUCGGAGGAAGACAGCACCUCCCGGAGCACCUCUCUGUCGGACGCCUCCCAGCCUUCCCAGCCCUCCCAGCCCUCCCAGCCCUCCCGCUCAUCCAGGUCUGGUAGAGGUUCGAGGGCUGAGGCCGGGGCCGCGUCCGUAAGGGCAAAGGUGGCGACGACGGACAGGGCCUCCGGCAGUGAGAGGAACAGGAGGAGUAGGCGGACUGGUGGGAAGGAGGGCAGUCAGGGACUCACAGGGUCUCGAACGCCUCCCAUCGCGGAGAUCAAGCCUAGUCCCCAAAGUCCUUGUGAGCGAACAGAUUUGCGGAUGGCUAUCGUCGCAGAUCACUUGGGACUUAGUUGGACAGAGCUGGCUCGGGAGAUGAACUUCACAGUGGAUGAGAUCAACCACGUCAGAUUAGAGAACCCCAACUCUUUGACAGCGCAGAGCUUCAUGCUUCUUAAGAAAUGGGUCGGUCGGGAAGGGAAAAAUGCCACAACGGAUGCCUUAACUGCAGUGCUGACCAAAGUCAAUCGGAUGGAUAUUGUGACUUUACUGGAGGGCCCAAUAUUUGACUAUGGUAACAUUUCAGGCACGAGAUGUUUUGCCGAUGAUAACGCUGUUUUCCAGGAUCAGGCUGAUGAUUAUCAGAGCAUUUUAGCGGAGUUGCAGUCCCCCGCUGCACUGAACUCUGACCCCAAUUUCCUGGAGCCCGAACUCCCCGUCACCCCCAAUCCUUCCCUUGAUCCCAACCAGCACUACCACUGUUACCCAGAACCAGACACCCCUCUGUUGGCGGACUCCCAGCAGCCACAGCCCCUGCCCUGGAGCCCAGGGAUAGAGCCCGGUAGCGGAGAACCUGACAGCCCCCCUAGGAGUCCCCCCAGACCCUGUGAGCUUGCCCUGUCCUUCCCAGUAUUUGACAUCCCAGAUACUGUUCCUCCUAAGGUCAACAAGCCCCACAUUGCCCUGAACGACCAGCUGCUUCUGAGUGAGGAGGAGGACAGAUCCUAUCAAGAAAUGGAGCUGAGCCACAGGCCCAGGUCACGCUCCUUCCCUGCCAUGUUUGACUCAGACAUUGACAUGGCUUUCUCCACAUCCUCCCCUUCACUCUCAUCAAUAUCAUCCAUCACCCCUUCAUCACCUGACAGAUUACUAAUGGGACACAAAAGAGCGCAGAUGGGUGCUCCCAAUAGGGCACAAGAGGUUGUAGAUUUGAAAGGAGGUGAAAAGAAUGUGACAGAAGACAUACAGAAGGUUGCCGAGAUGGUUUCAGCAGAGUUAUCGGAGGGAAAGUACUCAGUGGAAAAGUGGAUGGAGCAGGACUUAAUACAAAAUGUUGACAGAAAGUGUGAGAUGGUUACAACAGAUAGGCUGACGGUGGCAGAAGAAACCAUCAGCAUUUUGUUGGAACAGAAGGAUGGAUCUGCAGAGGAAGAGAACGUUGUGGCAAAUGAGCUGCAAGAUGGGAAUAACAGGGAACACUGUGAGGUAGAAGAGGAAAGAGGUGUGCAAAAUCUGUGCGAAGAACAGCAUAAAAUCAUAAAAAUUGGGUAUGAAGUGGAAAACGGUGAUAAAAAAGAGUGUGUUAAUGUAACACCUGAGGUUCAAAAUGUUGAUGGGGGCAGUGAGGACAGGGUCUACGAGGAUGACAGAAUAGAUGACACAGAUGGAGAGCUGCAGUUUGAGGGCAUAGAACGGUUGUGCGGCAGUGAAGGAGAGAUUUGCAAGACAUUGGAAGUGGACGAAACAGCCCAGGAGGAGGUUGUCAGUCCUCUCUCCCCUCAGGCCUGGGUUGAGGCACUUGAGGAACGUCAGCCGAGGGAUUCUGGGUCCAAUGACGAGGAGGUGGAGGAGGAGGAGGAGGAAGCGAGAGACACAGAAAUCACAGAAGAGCCGUUAGGAUCUCUGUGUGAGGAGGUCAAGAAAGAAGAUGGCUCAGAGGAAAAUGAGGAGGACGAAGAGAUGAUCAAGGCCAGUAUUCAGGAGACUCUCGAUCAGGUUGAACAGGCAGAAAAAGACAUGUGUUCACUUUCAGGUUGGCACAGCGAUUCAUCGAGCGUCAAUGUUGAACCGCCAACGCCAGGCCGUAGUGUCAGCUCAGACCUGCUCGACAGGCGGGAAAGCCAAGAGAACUCCAGUGACUCCAUCACUUCCUCGUCAAGGGGCGAAUCAGGGAGGUCCCGGCACAACGGCGACAACUCAAAGCACUCACCUCAGGGCGGCUCAUCCGAAUCAUCAAAUGGCAAAAAGGAAGAAGGAGCACUGGUGUCCGAGAAAAAAGUUCAGGGAGAAGAAGCUAAGAAUAUCCCAGGGGAGACUAUGACAGAGGAACACUAUAUGGACCGGGAUGGUAACCUCAUCAGUAGAAAAGUAAUCAGAAAGGUUAUACGGCGGAUGUCUACUCCCACGCCAGAUAACCAAGGAGGGGACAGGUGGCUCAGAGACCUUCAGCACAGUCCCAUCCUGCAGGAGGACGGACCAGAGCAAGGAGAGGGGUCGAGGAAUAGCAGGCGAAAGGAUGACAGAAGAUCAGGGGACAAAAAGCUCCACUCAUAGGGAUGGUUUUGCUCUACCAGAUCUGCAGGAACCAAAUGAAAUGGUUCCUGGUGUGAGGUGUUCAGAGGGCUGAAGGGUUCCGUUGUGAGGACUUCAGACACAGUCCAGUUCGCAACAAUCUGCUUCAAACAAACGGUUUUCACACAAGAGGAGUCGACCCUUCUGACUAAACGCAUGAGCAUGAAAAACUCACCCGCCUGUCAAUCAGAGGACUGAGGUGUGGGGGGGGGGGGGUUCUCACUUUCUGACUGUAGUGGACCCAUGGACAAUGAUUCUGCUUCCUGCUUUUUGUGUGAAACAACGUGUCUUCGGUCCACCAGUGUUGUGAGAGCCUUUGAAAGGAGCAUUGUUUGCUGUGAAAAUGAGUUGGGGGGGAAAAAAGACUCCCCUGACCGACAACCACACAGGUGCAACUGUGACCAAAGAUGGCACAAGAGCUCAAUCCACAUGGAGGGUGGAAGGAAAGAAGUAGACACAAUAACACAAAAACAAAACGGAACACUUCUGAUACAACUUCAACACUCGCCUUAUAGUUUUUUCUUGAACCCAUUGUUGUCAAGAUGUAAAUUGUUUUGGGAUUUUUUUCUUCCUUUUUAAAACUUAAACUAACACAAAAGCUUUUUUCUGUAUAUAAAAUGACGAUGUGUAAAAAUCUUUAAAAAGGGGAUAAGUGACUGGUUGAGAACGCACUAAGGAGAGUUACCUUUUCAAGUGCUUUCAAAAUUUAUUGAAUUGGUUCCACUUUUAAAGAUUUGAGUGUAACUUCACAGGUUCUUGUAUAAUUAAUUAUUAGAGCUGGUAUAAUGUUUGUACAUGGGAAAAAAAACAGCUAGUUUGAUUUUAACAGAACUUUCCAGAAAAUCACUUUUCAGUAAUGGAUCUAAUCCUACAAAAAGCAGCCUUUCAGAGUUCUCAUGUUUUCAUGCAUGCUGUUCACAUUAUUUUAAGUAAAAUUUUUACAAGUUUGCAAACACUGUAUUCAAACGACAAAUAAAACCCUUUAUCUGUGUACACAUAUAGCCCUCACAUUUGUCACCAAUUUUAUAUUUUAAAAUGAAAAGGGGUACCAUUAAACAUUAAUCAUGUUGGGGUGAGGAUGGAAAAAGAACUAUAGCUUCUUGAGGGUGUUAUGUCUUGUCUGUCUUGUGAAAACAGAGGGCAGCUUCUGCUAAGAGAACGAUUUAAUCUGAAUGUAAAUGCUAGUAGGCUGGCUCGCUGUAAAAUUAUAACUGUAUCGUGCGUAUUGGCUAUAAGGUGUAGGAGUCUCUGUACACUGUUAGACUGUUGGUAAUCAUUUUAGCAGUGUGUCAAUUUGGUUUUCUAACCGCUGCUGUGAUAUUUAAGGAAAACUGGGGCAUUUCAUUUUGGAUUUUUUGGUGAACUGUUUCCUUAAUUUAAAAGCUACUCACAUUAAGGACACAUAAAAACAUUAUUUGAUUGUAGAUCUAAAUAGCAUAUUGUAUGACAAAAACACUGGAUGGUCAAAAGCAAUUAUUUAAACAUUAAAUAAAUUGUGUUUAACUCUGAAACUGUGUGAUCUUUUUAGGCUUGAGAGUCUGUAUAUGCAGUGUCGAAUAGACUUGUUUUCACUAGAUCAUUGGCAAAAAAUCUUACUUUACAUUACAUAAAGGAUUAUCUUUGUAUUGGAUUUCAUUAGAUGCCCAUGCAGUUCAAGUGUGGUGUUCUACUGGUGAGAUGACUCAGUAUGCUGAUGUCUAUGCUGUGGACAUGAAAACUAUGUUUGUUUGUUUUUGUUUUUUUUGAGGGGCUAGGGGGGGUUUCAAGGAAGUCAGGUAGGGUGCUGUACCACAUCCCCUUAUACUACUAUGUCAAUCAGGGGGUAGAGGAUCCUUUGAUAUGGUUGAACUAUCAAUUUUUGUCAAUUUUGUUUGAUAUGUGUUUUCACCUGAGCAGAUUUUUUGAUGUACAAUUCUUACUAACAAGAGUGAAGCCAUUGAAAUGUAACUAUUCUAGCACUUUGGUUAUUCAAGGUCUUUUAGAGGCUAUAGCAGCAAUGAUGCCACCACAAAUGUUUCAGACGUCUUUAAAAAAAAAUCAACCUAAAAAUGAAAAAAAAAAUAAAAAUGCAUUGAUUUCGCAAUAUAA
Labrus bergylta (ballan wrasse) is the source of this 16160-nucleotide messenger RNA. Lineage: Eukaryota; Metazoa; Chordata; Actinopteri; Labriformes; Labridae. The record is from RefSeq and is a predicted model, not a curated record.